AAGGCUGCAUUGGUGGUCUCUGAGCCUGUCCAGCCUGUCCAGUUGAGAAGACCAGAAGAGCUGUCUGACCCAUCUUUCCUCCUCCUCCUUGUCCCGGCUGCCUCGUGGUGCCACCAGUGCCUGCCUGCCUGGCAAGUCAGAGCAUGUCUGGACCCUGUGGACGAGCUGCAGAAGAUGGCAGAGCUGCUGGGGCUCAGAGACGAGUGCAGGGAGGGGGCUUUGGGGGCUCCUGCGCUUGCUGCCUCCUGCCUUGCAGACAACAGGCUGAACCUGGAUGUGUAUCUUGACGGCUGCCGCAGGUUCCGCCAGCUGUUUGAGGGGCGACAGGGAGAGGUGCUCCAGGUGGAGUUCCUCCGGCUCAGCAGCAAUGAUCACCUCCUUGGCACCACGCUGGACAUCCUUCCUCAUCUAAAGCACCUGAAAUCCCUGGUGAUCAAAGGUGGUCAUGCCAGGGAUGAGUUUGGUUCAUGUCAGCAUGGCUCCCUGACAAGCUUACCACCAGACAUGGGGAACCUGAGGUGUCUCACUCACCUGGAUCUCACCUUCAACAGCCUCUCCACCUUGCCCAGCUGCAUCCUUCAUCUCUCCAGCCUUCGUGUGCUCCUGGUGAGCCACAACAGACUGGUGGCACUCCCUGAGGACUUUGGGUCUCUGAGCAAGCUGACUUUCUUCUCUGCUAUGAAAAAUCAGCUGAAGGACUUACCUCGGAGCAUUGGGGACCUAGCAGUGCUGCAGGAGCUGGAUCUCUCUGAAAAUGCUUUGGAAUUCAUUCCUGAAGAAGUGGGGAAUCUGCAUAACUGCACAGAGCUGGAUCUCUCCGGGAAUCGCUUACCAAGGAUCCCAGACUCCUUAGCCAAUUUGAAGUCUCUGCGGCGGCUGCACCUCCACAGCAAUCUUCUGGUGACGGUCCCUGCCUCGCUUGCCAGCCUGCCCAACUUGUCCAGGCUUGAUCUGCAGAAUAAUUGCCUCCUUGCUGUCCCCCCCGAGAUCCAGACCUUGCCAUUCGUGCGCCUCCGAGGCAAUCCCUUAGGAGAAACUGAGCCAUCCCCACAGGCUGAUGAAUCCAGUGCUGGAAGACUACGAAGACUCUUCCUUGCAUCAGGAGAGGACAGCUUUACUGUCACCUCUGAAGGCUGCAAAGUGGUCCUGGCCUGUGGCAUCCAUUUCUACUUUCCACCGGGGGCUGCCUCUGACCCUCUGCAGAUCUGCUGCCGAACUCUGGCACCGGACCCUCAGUGGGUAAAGCUGCGACACCAUGAUGUGCUGCUGAGUAGAGUCCUGGAGCUGCAGCCUCAUGGGGUCAAAUUCCAGCAGGAGGUGCAGAUCUCGAUGCCAUAUGCCUCCCCUCAGACCCUUCACCAGCGUGAGGUGGUAGUUCGGACCUUUAGUGGGCAGAGCUGGAGUGAUUUGAGAACAAGAGCGAAGCAGAAGAGAAAAUCAAAGAAGCAUGUGGCUCACUGCAGUGUCCUUCACUUCUCUUGGUUCCUCGUUGUGGCUCGACUUGUGCAAAAUGAAUGCAAAGUGCCAGCAGAGGGGACACUGCUCUUUUCCAGUGUGGAUCCAAACAUCAAAGUGACCUUUCCUCCUGGAGUCACUGAAGAACCUCGCACUGUCGAGAUGCAGGUGCUGCCAGUGUCUGCAGGAGAGAUAGAGGAAAUCACAGCCGAUGCAGGGUGCAGAGCCAGUCCCCUGCUCUGCCUCUCCCAGGACUCCCUGGUGGACUUUCUCAGGCCAGUAAGAAUUCAGCUGCCCCUCCCACCCGGGGUCACAGGCAUAAAUUUGGAUCAGUCAAGGCUGCAUCUUCUCCACGGUGAUCUGGAGGGCCAGAUCUGGGAUGACAUUACCAGUCAGGUGGUGCUGGAAUUUACCCAUCUUUAUGCAGUGUUUGAAGUCACCCACUUCUCCUGGUAUUGGCUGUGGUACACCACCAAGACCUACAUUGGAGGCAUUGCCAAGAAAGUCUAUGAGCGUCUGCGUAUGUACCAGGUGAACUUCAUUGCUCUGCAGAGGAAGAAGGACCCCGAGCAAGUCCUGCUACAGUGUGUCCCCAAGCACAAGUUCAAGCAGAGGAACAGAACAUACGAGCCCUCCUUAAUCUGCUUCAGUGCAACACCAGGGAUAUCUGCCCUCAGCGGUGUUGCUUCAGAUGUUAGCAAAGUUGACCCAGUGCUGAAGAAGCUGCAGGAUCGCUAUCGAGGACCUGAGCCAUCCGACAUGGUGGAGAUGUUUGAGGGAGAGCAGUUUUUUGCAGCUUUUGAGGGAGGCAUCAGCAUCGAUAUGGAUCGCCCAGACUGUGUGGAUGGACGUCUGUCGUUUAUUUUUUACUCCCACUUGAAGAACAUGAAGGAAAUCUAUGUGACUUCCCCUGUGGACAGGAAGGACCAAGCUGUAAAGGGCCAGGUCUCUUUCUACCGAGGGGCAAUUCCUGAGAGCAUCCCUGAAGAGGCCAGCAGGAGGAGGAAAGGACCAGACUCCCUCUGGCUCGUUACUCUGCCCAUCAAACUGCCUCGACUGAAGCCCCGCUGGGGUGAGAACCCUGGUCCCCUGAAUGGCUUCUCCUUCCCUCCCUUGAACCUGGGCAAUGCUGAGACUGGCUACCUGACACAGGCCAACCUGCUGAGCAUUGCCAGGCGUGUGGGAGCUGACUGGCAGACCAUCGGCCUGAACCUGGGCUUGACCUAUCAGCAGAUUGAGCGCAUUGGAUACAAUCACAGAGAGGACCUUGACAAGCAGAUCCUGGACAUGCUUUUCUCAUGGGCUCAGCAAAACUCAGAGGAUCCUGACUGUGUGAGCAAGCUGAUUACAGCCAUGAAAGAGAGUGGCCGCCAGGACAUCGCCGAUGAGGUUGAAACCAUCAUUGAGCUGGGCCGUCAGAAAUACAGGGAGUCCAUCCGCCGGGUGGGCUUGGAGCAGGAAAGCAGCACUGAGGACUCUGCAAUAGCUAUGGUGUAGCACCAAGCACAAGGAACUGGGUUUCAUAUGAGGUCUCUCUGCAUAGCUGGAGAGACAAUGUCUUGAUGCUGCUCCCACCUCAAGGGUCAGUGUCUUCCGAGGGAGCUGGACAUGGAUUUACUUGUGAACAGACUACUGAGCUCUCUUGGGUCUAUACUCACAUGCCACUUUGGCCAGUCCCAGGCAGUUUACAGUGCGUUUAUGAGACUUUACUGUAAUUCCAUCUCUUGACCCUGAGCUUUAGAUUUCAGAAACAUGGAGAAAUUCAGAGACUGAAGUGUCUGUCAGCUGAGUGGUGGCUGAAGUAGCCAUUAAUGAAUUAAUACUCAUGUUACAUAUAUCUAUGUAUAACUUAUUCCUGAAACUCUGUUCUGCUGGAAACACUGGAUGGGAGCAUUUGGGUGUGUUUGUGCUCCAGUGCUUGGUGGGAAACGAGGUGCAGUCGUGAUGUGAGUUGUGGUGCAGUGGAGACUGUUCAGCUAUUUCUGUUAAUGCUGUGUUUUGCUCAUAUGAAAAUGUGAACUGUAUUCGUCAUGAAAAUGCUUUCUGUUUUCUGCCAAAUCUCUUCCAGUUCCCUCAAGCCCAAACCAAGCCCAAAGUAUUAGUGGGGAAAAGAGAAGAAACAAAUUUCUAGCAGAAUUGCUCUUGGGUAUUUUGUUCUGUUCCAAAAGCUAUUUUGGAACAAAUAAAACUUCACAUUGUCUCUAGGCUGCUGCACCUGCAAAGCUUUUUAGAUGAGACCUACGCACUGCUGGCCUUUGAGAGAGCUCCAGUUUUAGUUUACAAAUAAGUAAAAAUCCAUAACUCUGCUGUUCUGAGACAGACUCUAAUUAACGUGAAAGAAAAAUUUCCCUUGCAGCUUCAGAGGGAUAUUCCUCACAUCCUCCCAGUGAAAUAUGCAGGUGUAGUAGUGAAGGUUGGUGGAAAGCAUGACUUAAGUUUGCUUUUUAAAAACUGGUCUGGCCAGCUGGGAAUAGGCACUGUUGUGGGAUUGGCUUUAACAGUGCUGAGCUAAUCUCCCAGUUUUGCAGUCUGAACAAUUUGUAUAAGGCUGGAAGUGUUUAUUGCUUUUUAACUGCUCAAUCAUUGACUACUAACGUGCCCUUCUCUUCCUGUUCCCCAUCUCAUAAUGGGCCUCAGCUAAUGACCCACUAAUGACCGAGGGAAAUGUCAUGCAAGCUUUUUGAAAGACUACGGUAAUCUAAGUAACCUCAGCUCUUUCAAGGCAGGUUUGGAUUCAGCUUAGCUCUCUAAGCAAUGUUUAAAGGGCUAUUCUCAGUCUGAAAAACAGAAGUUUGCAUAAAAAUGCCAGAUUGCAACACCCAGAGCUGCAGGUCUGAGAAGUCCUGCUGUUUUCUUACCCCUGUGAAGAAUCAUCGGUGAAUUCCCUGCUGCUGUGUUUCAGACCUGCUGUCAGGACUGUUGAGAGGCAUAAAAUCGUUCUGCUUUUGGGGUUAGGGGUUUUUUGGUUGGUUGGUUGGUUGUUUUGGUUUGGUUUUGGGUUUGUUUGGGGUUUUUUUUAGGCCAUUCUAACAUCUUAGCCCAUGGAGUAAUUAGUGUCCAGUCCAGAGCACUGGACAAAGACUUGCAGACUUGAGUUGUCACCUCGGGUUCAGGGACUCCGUCAGAGCUGAUUUCUUAGGCCAUGCUGCCCUUCAAGUCUCAUGUUGGGUUCAAGUCAGCAGUUCUCUUUUGUAUGUAUGUUUUCUCUGGUAGGCUGUGUCAUGUGUUCUUGUGUGUAAUUUUGAUGUAUACCAAUAGAUAUUUGUUCUUUCCUCCAGUUUUGGAGAGAUGCAUUUGAGCAUGUUGCUCUUACUAGGAAUAAAACAAGCACUUAACUGUU
Molecule: messenger RNA, 4795 nt
Organism: Strigops habroptila (Kakapo)
Lineage: Eukaryota; Metazoa; Chordata; Aves; Psittaciformes; Psittacidae
Gene: PIDD1
Product: p53-induced death domain protein 1
Exons: 18
Coding region: 175-2952 (925 amino acids)
Biological process (GO): signal transduction; apoptotic process; DNA damage response
Molecular function (GO): protein binding
Source: RefSeq, a predicted model, not a curated record